Molecule: messenger RNA, 1787 nt
Organism: Rhizophagus irregularis DAOM 181602=DAOM 197198
Lineage: Eukaryota; Fungi; Glomeromycota; Glomeromycetes; Glomerales; Glomeraceae
Source: RefSeq, a predicted model, not a curated record
AUAAAAGAUUUUAAAGCUUUAUAACAUAUUUCAUAAUGUCUUAUAAUCCAAAAGUUAAUAAUGCACUUAAUAGAUCAUAUGCAUUAUUAGAUAACACUCUUAAUUGUGAUACAUUUUAUGAACUUAGAAAACAAAUACUUCUUGAUGAUGAAUCACUUACGGAAAAUGAAAAAUCUGAAGCAAUAAAAAUAAUUACUAAAACUUAUGAUCUUAACAAAGUUACUUUUAAUCAAGGAACAAGAAGAAUUUGUGAAAAUUGUAACCAAGAAUGUUUAGCUACGACAUAUUGUGAAUAUUGUGUUCGAAAUUAUUUAAAAGCAAAAUUUUCAAAUUGGACAUCUGAAAAUGUUAUUAUUGAUAAUUUAAUACAAGAAUGUCAAAUGAAGACAAUUAAACCAAGCCUAAUACCAGAAUGGAUUCCAUAUAAUAAUCUACAAAAUAUUAAAUAUCUGACAAAAGGUGGAUUUUCAGAAAUUUAUACAGCAGUCUGGAUCAAUGGAUCAUAUGAUGAAUGGGAUUCUGAAGGGCAACAAUUAAAAAGACUUGAAAAUUGUUAUGUAAUACUUAAAGAAUUAGAAAAUGUUGAAAAUGCAAAUCAAAAUUGGCUUGAAGAGGCUAAAUCACAUUUAAAUAUAAGCAAUAAAUGGAAUGGUAUUGUCCAAUGUUAUGGAUUAACACAAGAUCCAUCAAAUGGAAAUUAUAUGCUUGUGAUGAAUAAAUAUGAUAUAGAUUUAAGAAAAUAUUUACAACAAAAUCAUAAUCAACUUACAUGGAAAGAAAGAAUUCAAAUUAUUACUAAUAUAACUCUUGCACUUCGAAGAAUUCAUGAUGAAAAUGCAAUUCAUAGAGAUUUGCAUUCUGGAAACAUACUGUAUAAUUUUGGUGAAGUAUUCCGUAUUAGUGAUCUUGGAUUUUGUGGACCUGCAGAUAAACCAUUAAAAAGUAUAUAUGGAAAUCUUCCUUAUAUAGCACCUGAGGUUAUUAUUGGAAAAGAAAAGACUUUUAAAUCUGAUAUUUAUAGUAUUGCAAUGCUUAUGUGGGAAAUUUCAUCUGGACAACCACCAUUUAUUGAUUGUGAACAUGAUUAUGAUCUUGCUAUGAAUAUUGUUAAUGGAAUAAGACCUAGGAUUAUACUAGGAACUCCUUUAGAAUAUAAAAAUUUAAUGAAACAAUGUUGGGAUGCUGAUCCAUUAAAAAGACCUGAUAGUUUUAUACUUAGUAAAAAAAUGAGUGAAAUUAAUUUAUUUUAUCAAAGUAAAUCAAAUGAAUCAUUAACUCAACCAGAAGAAAAUAAUAAUUUUGAAAUGGAAAAUUAUACCAGCAGUGGCAAGCUAUUUACAAGUAAACUUCAUCAAUUUGAUAAUCUUCCUGAACCAAGAAAUGCAACAGAAGAAGAACAAGAAGCAUUUUAUAGUAACAAAUCAUAUAAUUUUCAUAUUCCUAAUAAUGUUGAUGAUUUUGAUAAAUUAAGUAGUAAGAAAAAUAGUACUUCAAAAAUAAGUAGCUUAUUUAAAGCAGCAAAAAGUUAUCCAAUAUAUUUAAAAGAAGCUCAAAAAAUGAUGAUUAUAAGAUUGAGUCAAUGCGAAAGCGAAUAAAGAAACUUCAUAUUAGCGAUAAUGACGAAGAUGAUACGUACAACAAUCCGAAUCUUCAUUCAGAAGAACAAGAUGAAUUGGAACUUCCUAAGAAUUUAUUUUAAAUGUUGAAUUUUAUUAACUUAAAUUGUUACAAUUUAAUAUUAUAGAUGCUUAGGUACAAAUGUUGUAUAAAUUAAACGACACUUAUAC